UCCAUUCAUUAUUAUCAAUCAUGGAAGCUCCUCCUUUGCACAUAGCUAUGUUUCCAUGGUUUGCUAUGGGACAUUUCACACCAUUUCUUCACCUCUCUAACAAAUUAGCACAAAGAGGACACAAAAUCUCAUUCUUCAUUCCCAAAAAAACACUCAACAAGUUACAACAUCUCAACCUUCAUCCACAUCUUAUAACAUUUUUUACUAUCAAUGUUCCUCAUGUUGAUGGUCUUCCUCAUGGUGCUGAAACAACUUCAGAUGUCCCCUUUCCUUUAUUCCCUCUUAUUGCUACAGCCAUGGAUCAAACAGAGAAAGAUAUUGAACUUCUUCUAAAGGAACUAAAGCCACAGAUAGUUUUCUUUGAUUUCCAACAUUGGCUCCCAAACUUGACUAAAAAACUUGGCAUCAAAAGUGUUCAAAACUGGAUAAUGAAUCCAAUUUCAACAGCUUACCUUGGAAAUCGACCAAGUCAAGGAAGAGAGUUGACUGAAGUUGAUCUAUUGAAACCACCUUCAGGUUUCCCUGAUUCAUGCAUCAACUUGCAUUCACACGAACUUCGAUUUCUAGUUUCAUUUAAGAAACUAGAGUUUGGCAGUGGUGUUUUAUUCUUCGAUCGUCUGGAAUCAGGCUCAAAAUUGUCAGAUGCAAUUGCUUUCAAAGGUUGCAAAGAAAUUGAUGGGAUAUAUGCUGAUUAUAUUGAAAUGGUUCUUCGAAAACCUGUUUUUCUUUCAGGUCCUCUUUUACCUGAGCCAACCUUAUCUAGCUUAGAGGAAAAAUGGGUAUCAUGGCUUAAUGGAUUCAAACAUGGUUCUGUGGUUUAUUGUGCAUAUGGAACUGAAAGUGCAUUAGAACAUAAUCAAUUCCAAGAGUUGUUGCUUGGUCUUGAAUUAACAGGUUUUCCAUUUCUUGUGGCUCUUAAGCCUCCAAUUGGAUUUGAGUCUAUUGAAGAGGCUCUUCCUAAAGGGUUCAACGAAAGGGUUAAAGAAAGAGGGAUUGUUUAUGGAGGUUGGGUGCAGCAACAAUUGAUUUUAGAACAUUCAUCUGUUGGGUGUUUUAUAACACAUUGUGGAGCUGCUUCUAUAACUGAGGGACUCGUUAAUACGUGUCAGUUGGUGUUGUUGCCACAUGUCGGUGCUGACUAUAUCCUGAAUGCAAGAAUGAUGAGUGCAAAGUUGAAAGUUGGUGUGGAAGUUGAGAAAGGUGAAGAAGAUGGAUUGUUUACAAAGGAAAGUGUUUGUAAGGCUGUGAACAUUGUCAUGGAUGAAGGGAAUGAAAUUGGAAGAGAAGUUAGAGCAAAUCAUGCAAAAAUGAGGAACUUUUUAUUGAGUGAGAACUUAGAAUCUUCCUGUGUUGAUAGUUUCUGCCGCAAGCUUUAUGAUUUGCUCUAGCCUUUUUAGUUGCAAUGAUAAUAAAUCUUGCUAAAUCACGUUUUAUGAUAUUCACUAUUUCUAUAUUAAUUUGUUGUAAUUUUGAUUCCAAAACAUAAUGUUAAGAUUAAAGGUUGUGAUUAUUUGAUCGGUA
Messenger RNA from Cicer arietinum (chickpea), 1521 nucleotides. RefSeq names its product cyanidin 3-O-galactoside 2''-O-xylosyltransferase FGGT1 (gene UGT79B25). Lineage: Eukaryota; Viridiplantae; Streptophyta; Magnoliopsida; Fabales; Fabaceae. The record is from RefSeq and is a predicted model, not a curated record. Gene Ontology annotation, molecular function: UDP-glucosyltransferase activity.